This is a messenger RNA of Orbicella faveolata, 1731 nucleotides long. RefSeq names its product transcobalamin-1-like. Gene Ontology annotation, biological process: cobalamin transport. NCBI's taxonomy places the organism in Eukaryota, Metazoa, Cnidaria, Anthozoa, Scleractinia, Merulinidae. Gene Ontology annotation, molecular function: cobalamin binding. The record is from RefSeq and is a predicted model, not a curated record.
GCUUCCUUGUCCAAUCACUUCUUUUUAACUCAAACUUUCAUCAUUUCACAACACAACUAUCAAUAUUUUGUUUUGUUCUCCUCUUAGGUUCUAGAGGCCUGGACGCCAAUCUCACCCGCGCCGCGAUUAGAGCUGCUGAAUGGCUUCGAAACUACCAGGACAAACACGGUACUUACGGGGAGGGGCACGUGAAUGGCUUUGCAUUCCACUCGCUGAGAUUGGUUGGUCACUCUGUCGAGCACGGAGCGGAAGUUCUUAAUGCCGAGAUCAUCAAACAGGGCGGUCUUGGCUCCAUCCCAGGUGGGCCGUUGGCUGUUUACAUCCUUGGUGCUUUGGCCACUUGUCAAGACCCAUGGAAGUUCUACGGGAUGGAUUUGGUCACCUCGCUAUAUCAAAAACUCGACAAGUUUCCUCAAGUGGGCUUCGAUCAUCCCUUUCAGUACAGCUUGGCUAUUAUUGCUCUGUGUACCGCUGGAAAGGAUGUCGGACAGAAGAAGUACUUGAAUUACAUCAUACACAACAUCCCAAAUCAAACGGCUGCAUCUCACGCUAGCGGCGACACGCUCUCCAUGCAUAUAUUUGCUUUGACAUGCGUCAAACAGUUCGUGAAAAAACCAGGGCAGUUCAGAUUGAAAAUGAGAAGAAUUCAAGGUGGUAUAAACGCCGCGAUUAAAAUACUAUACAAACGUCAACUACUCGAUGGCACUUUUGGCGAAAACGAGGUCACUGCCGCACUUUCUUAUCAGGCUCUUCUGACAGCGGAGAUAAAUCAAAGAAAGUGUGCAGAGACCAUGAAAUUUCUCCUAUCGCGUCAAAAGCCUGACGGUUCAUUUAAAAACCUGGGUGCUACGAUCUACGUGCUACCAAGUUUGGUUGGAGCCCUUCCAUAUGAUGUCAAUAAAAUAACUUGUCCUGUGAACAAAACAGUUGCUGGAGAAGAUCACAAGAUCCGCGUCUGCGUUGAGUUAAAGUUUAAUGCCACAAAAUACACCGAUGGCAAAAGCCCGCCUUCCCCUGCAUGUGUUGAGGUGCGCAACGGAACCAACGCCCACAAGAUCUUGAAACUGGCUGCCACACAAGAUCCCUGCUUCAACUUCACUGCCAAAAUGACGAUGUGGGGACACAGUGUCCAGUCCAUUUGUGGGAUCCACCGGAGACCUGCUGAGAAGGUCUACUGGAUGAUCUAUAUUGACGGCAAAUCAGCGUCUACUGGAAUCGAUUAUCUGAUCCCUGGUGACGGAUCUACACUGGUGUUUGUGUACAAGCAGCUCUUUUGGCGCAAAUGAAAAGAAAAAGCUCACGUUCGAUUUUACUUCCUCAGGAUAAAGCUGUUGUUUGAUUUUUGUGUCACAUUCGGACGCCACAUGUAGAGAAAAUAUAUAUCAAGAAGAUGCCGUGAUUUCACUUUCGUUGUAUUCGCUGUCAAAUACUCAUUAACCCGCAGAGAGUUAACGAGAGAAAGAUCAAUUAAAGCUUCCUUACUUUGAGGAAAAUAGUUUUUUUUUUCUUCAGCGUUAAACGCAAACAAAUUACAUUAGUGUUGCUUUGAUUUAUUCUGAACGUAAAAGACAAAGAAAAGAUCGAUCGAUGCCAAAACCAAAAUUACAUUUACCUUAGUUGGCUUUGCUAUUAAACGUGUACCCUGUUGGUUAAUCAUGCUGUGUACUUAGUUAUGUAGACACCAGAGGUUUGUUAUUAAAGAAAAUGUGUUUUUAACCAUAAGGUUUGCAA